Molecule: messenger RNA, 7727 nt
Organism: Pongo pygmaeus (Bornean orangutan)
Lineage: Eukaryota; Metazoa; Chordata; Mammalia; Primates; Hominidae
Exons: 3
Coding region: 137-7324 (2395 amino acids)
Source: RefSeq, a predicted model, not a curated record
CUACACUGAGCACAAGGAAUCUCUGUGGGACCCAGGAACAGGUAGUCACCCCUUUGGGGCCCACAACACCCGGCUGUCCCCAGACUUGUGGCCAGGGAAGAUAGUAUUGAGGGCCCUCAAGGAGAGCGGGACAGGGAUGGCUGAGCAGGACAAGGACCCUAGAGUCCAAGAGAAUCCUGAUGAUCAGAGAAGGGUCCCCGAGGUCACCAGGGAUGCACGGUCUGCAUUUCGGCCCCUGUCGGACAACGGAGGCCUCUCUCCCUUUGUGCCCAGGCCCGGGCCUCUGCAGAGAGACCGCCAUGCCCAGAGGUCAGAAUUCAGAUAUAACCAGAGAUCCCAGACCUCCUGGACGAGCUCGUGCCCCGAACUAAAUUCCAUCUCGAGCUCCUACAGCUCUACAGGAGGCCUCCUGGGGCUAAAGCGGAGGUGGGGGCCAGCCUCAUCCCACUGCCAGCUGACCCGCAGUUCCUCAAAGACAGUGAGUGAGGACGGACCUCAGGCUGUCUCUUCUGGUCACACCCAGUGUGAAAAGACGGCAGAUAUAGCACCAGGGCAGACACUGGCCCUCAGGAAUGGCUCCCCCAGAUCCCAGGCCUCUAGGCCCCGUAAACGCAAGCUUCCCCUGCCGUCACGCAGGCAAGGGGAUCCUCUGAUGCUGCCACCUCCCUUAGUGCUGGGGUUCCAGGUCACUGCUGAAGACCUGGACCUGGAGAAGGAGGCGGCAUUCCAGCGCAUCAACAGUGAACUGCGGGCUGAGGCCAAAGCCAUCUCGGACUGUAGACCCUCACGGCCUUCCCACGCUUUGUCCUCACUUGCAACAGGGACUUCUGGUGUGCCUACCAUCUCUAAAGCACCCAGUAUGGAUGCACAGCAGGAGAGACACAAGUCCCAAGACUGCCUGGGCCCAGUGGCCCCCCUAGCUUCUGCUGCAGAGGUCCCCUCUACAGCUCCUGUGUCUGGGAAGAAGCACAGACCACCAGGCCCCCUGUUCUCCUCCUCAGAUCCCCUUCCUGCCACCUCUUCCCACUCCCGGGACUCAGCCCAGGUCACCUCGCUGAUUCCUGCCCCCUUCCCAGCUGCAAGCAUGGAUGCGGACAUCAGAAGAACAACGCCUGGCACUUCUGCUCCUGCAGCUGCCGCAGAAGCCCCUCCCCCCUCCACAUUGAACCCCACGUCGGGGUCACUACUGAAUGGAGUGGAUGGAGGCCCUUCACAUUUCUGGGCCACAGUCACAGCUGAAGCAGGUGCCCAGAGGUCAGAAGUCAGAUAUAACAAGAGAUCCCAGACCUCCUGGACGAGCUCGUGCCCCAAACAAAUUGCCACCUCGAGCUCCUACAGCUCUACGGGAGGCCUCCCUGGGCUAAAGCGGAGGUGGGGGCCAGCCUCAUCCCACUGCCAGCUGACCUGCAGUUCCUCAAAGACAGUGAGUGAGGACGGACCUCAGGCUGUCUCUUCGGGUCACACCCAGUGUGAAAAGACGGCAGAUAUAGCACCAGGGCAGACACUGGCCCUCAGGAAUGGCUCCCCCAGAUCCCAGGCCUCUAGGCCCCGUAAACGCAAGCUUCCCCUGCCGUCACGCAGGCAAGGGGAUCCUCUGAUGCUGCCACCUCCCUUAGUGCUGGGGUUCCAGGUCACUGCUGAAGACCUGGACCUGGAGAAGGAGGCGGCAUUCCAGCGCAUCAACAGUGAACUGCGGGCUGAGGCCAAAGCCAUCUCGGACUGUAGACCCUCACGGCCUUCCCACGCUUUGUCCUCACUUGCAACAGGGACUUCUGGUGUGCCUACCAUCUCUAAAGCACCCAGUAUGGAUGCACAGCAGGAGAGACACAAGUCCCAAGACUGCCUGGGCCCAGUGGCCCCCCUAGCUUCUGCUGCAGAGGUCCCCUCUACAGCUCCUGUGUCUGGGAAGAAGCACAGACCACCAGGCCCCCUGUUCUCCUCCUCAGAUCCCCUUCCUGCCACCUCUUCCCACUCCCGGGACUCAGCCCAGGUCACCUCGCUGAUUCCUGCCCCCUUCCCAGCUGCAAGCAUGGAUGCGGACAUCAGAAGAACAACGCCUGGCACUUCUGCUCCUGCAGCUGCCGCAGAAGCCCCUCCCCCCUCCACAUUGAACCCCACGUCGGGGUCACUACUGAAUGGAGUGGAUGGAGGCCCUUCACAUUUCUGGGCCACAGUCACAGCUGAAGCAGGUGCCCAGAGGUCAGAAGUCAGAUAUAACAAGAGAUCCCAGACCUCCUGGACGAGCUCGUGCCCCAAACAAAUUGCCACCUCGAGCUCCUACAGCUCUACGGGAGGCCUCCCUGGGCUAAAGCGGAGGUGGGGGCCAGCCUCAUCCCACUGCCAGCUGACCUGCAGUUCCUCAAAGACAGUGAGUGAGGACGGACCUCAGGCUGUCUCUUCGGGUCACACCCAGUGUGAAAAGACGGCAGAUAUAGCACCAGGGCAGACACUGGCCCUCAGGAAUGGCUCCCCCAGAUCCCAGGCCUCUAGGCCCCGUAAACGCAAGCUUCCCCUGCCGUCACGCAGGCAAGGGGAUCCUCUGAUGCUGCCACCUCCCUUAGAGCUGGGGUUCCGGGUCACUGCCGAAGACCUGGACCUGGAGAAGGAGGCGGCAUUCCAGCGCAUCAACAGUGAACUGCGGGCUGAGACCAGGGCCAUCUUGGACUGUAGACCCUCACGGCCUUCCCACACUUUGUCCUCACUUGCAACAGGGGCUUCUGGUCUGCCUGCCAUCUCUAAAGCACCCAGUAUGGAUGCACAGCAGGAGAGACACAAGUCCCAAGACUGCCUGGGCCCAGUGGCCCCCCUAGCUUCUGCUGCAGAGGUCCUCUCUACAGCUCCUGUGUCUGGGAAGAAGCACAGACCACCAGGCCCCCUUUUCUCCUCCUCAGAUACCUGUCCUGCCACCUCUUCCCACUCCCGGGACUCAGCCCAGGUGACCUCGCUGAUUCCUGCCCCCUUCCCAGCUGCAAGCAUGGAUGCGGGCAUCAGAAGAACAAGGCCUGGCACUUCUGCUCCUGCAGCUGCCACAGCAGCCCCUCCCCCCUCCACAUUGAACCCCACGUCGGGGUCACUACUGAAUGGAGUGGAUGGAGGCCCUUCACAUUUCUGGGCCUCAGCCGCAGCUGAAGCAGGUGCCCAGAGGUCAGAAGUCAGAUAUAACAAGAGAUCCCAGACCUCCUGGACGAGCUCGUGCACCACACGAAAUGCCAUCUCGAGUUCCUACAGCUCUACGGGAGGUCUCCCGGGGCUAAAGCAGAAGAGGGGGCCAGCUUCAUCCCACUGCCAGCUAACCCUCAGUUCCUCAAAGACAGUGAGUGAGGACGGACCUCAGGCUGUCUCUUCGGGUCACACCCGGUGUGAAAAGGCGGCAGAUAUAGCACCAGGGCAGACACUCGCCCCCAGGAAUGGCUCCCCCAGAUCCCAGGCCUCUAGGCCCCGUAGACGCAAUGAACUGCGGGCUGAGGCCAAAGCCAUCUCGGACUGUAGACCCUCACGGCCUUCCCACGCUUUGUCCUCACUUGCAACAGGGACUUCUGGUGUGCCUACCAUCUCUAAAGCACCCAGUAUGGAUGCACAGCAGGAGAGACACAAGUCCCAAGACUGCCUGGGCCCAGUGGCCCCCCUAGCUUCUGCUGCAGAGGUCCCCUCUACAGCUCCUGUGUCUGGGAAGAAGCACAGACCACCAGGCCCCCUGUUCUCCUCCUCAGAUCCCCUUCCUGCCACCUCUUCCCACUCCCGGGACUCAGCCCAGGUCACCUCGCUGAUUCCUGCCCCCUUCCCAGCUGCAAGCAUGGAUGCGGACAUCAGAAGAACAACGCCUGGCACUUCUGCUCCUGCAGCUGCCGCAGAAGCCCCUCCCCCCUCCACAUUGAACCCCACGUCGGGGUCACUACUGAAUGGAGUGGAUGGAGGCCCUUCACAUUUCUGGGCCACAGUCACAGCUGAAGCAGGUGCCCAGAGGUCAGAAGUCAGAUAUAACAAGAGAUCCCAGACCUCCUGGACGAGCUCGUGCCCCAAACAAAUUGCCACCUCGAGCUCCUACAGCUCUACGGGAGGCCUCCCUGGGCUAAAGCGGAGGUGGGGGCCAGCCUCAUCCCACUGCCAGCUGACCUGCAGUUCCUCAAAGACAGUGAGUGAGGACGGACCUCAGGCUGUCUCUUCGGGUCACACCCAGUGUGAAAAGACGGCAGAUAUAGCACCAGGGCAGACACUGGCCCUCAGGAAUGGCUCCCCCAGAUCCCAGGCCUCUAGGCCCCGUAAACGCAAGCUUCCCCUGCCGUCACGCAGGCAAGGGGAUCCUCUGAUGCUGCCACCUCCCUUAGUGCUGGGGUUCCAGGUCACUGCUGAAGACCUGGACCUGGAGAAGGAGGCGGCAUUCCAGCGCAUCAACAGUGAACUGCGGGCUGAGGCCAAAGCCAUCUCGGACUGUAGACCCUCACGGCCUUCCCACGCUUUGUCCUCACUUGCAACAGGGACUUCUGGUGUGCCUACCAUCUCUAAAGCACCCAGUAUGGAUGCACAGCAGGAGAGACACAAGUCCCAAGACUGCCUGGGCCCAGUGGCCCCCCUAGCUUCUGCUGCAGAGGUCCCCUCUACAGCUCCUGUGUCUGGGAAGAAGCACAGACCACCAGGCCCCCUGUUCUCCUCCUCAGAUCCCCUUCCUGCCACCUCUUCCCACUCCCGGGACUCAGCCCAGGUCACCUCGCUGAUUCCUGCCCCCUUCCCAGCUGCAAGCAUGGAUGCGGACAUCAGAAGAACAACGCCUGGCACUUCUGCUCCUGCAGCUGCCGCAGAAGCCCCUCCCCCCUCCACAUUGAACCCCACGUCGGGGUCACUACUGAAUGGAGUGGAUGGAGGCCCUUCACAUUUCUGGGCCACAGUCACAGCUGAAGCAGGUGCCCAGAGGUCAGAAGUCAGAUAUAACAAGAGAUCCCAGACCUCCUGGACGAGCUCGUGCCCCAAACAAAUUGCCACCUCGAGCUCCUACAGCUCUACGGGAGGCCUCCCUGGGCUAAAGCGGAGGUGGGGGCCAGCCUCAUCCCACUGCCAGCUGACCUGCAGUUCCUCAAAGACAGUGAGUGAGGACGGACCUCAGGCUGUCUCUUCGGGUCACACCCAGUGUGAAAAGACGGCAGAUAUAGCACCAGGGCAGACACUGGCCCUCAGGAAUGGCUCCCCCAGAUCCCAGGCCUCUAGGCCCCGUAAACGCAAGCUUCCCCUGCCGUCACGCAGGCAAGGGGAUCCUCUGAUGCUGCCACCUCCCUUAGUGCUGGGGUUCCAGGUCACUGCUGAAGACCUGGACCUGGAGAAGGAGGCGGCAUUCCAGCGCAUCAACAGUGAACUGCGGGCUGAGGCCAAAGCCAUCUCGGACUGUAGACCCUCACGGCCUUCCCACGCUUUGUCCUCACUUGCAACAGGGACUUCUGGUGUGCCUACCAUCUCUAAAGCACCCAGUAUGGAUGCACAGCAGGAGAGACACAAGUCCCAAGACUGCCUGGGCCCAGUGGCCCCCCUAGCUUCUGCUGCAGAGGUCCCCUCUACAGCUCCUGUGUCUGGGAAGAAGCACAGACCACCAGGCCCCCUGUUCUCCUCCUCAGAUCCCCUUCCUGCCACCUCUUCCCACUCCCGGGACUCAGCCCAGGUCACCUCGCUGAUUCCUGCCCCCUUCCCAGCUGCAAGCAUGGAUGCGGACAUCAGAAGAACAACGCCUGGCACUUCUGCUCCUGCAGCUGCCGCAGAAGCCCCUCCCCCCUCCACAUUGAACCCCACGUCGGGGUCACUACUGAAUGGAGUGGAUGGAGGCCCUUCACAUUUCUGGGCCACAGUCACAGCUGAAGCAGGUGCCCAGAGGUCAGAAGUCAGAUAUAACAAGAGAUCCCAGACCUCCUGGACGAGCUCGUGCCCCAAACAAAUUGCCACCUCGAGCUCCUACAGCUCUACGGGAGGCCUCCCUGGGCUAAAGCGGAGGUGGGGGCCAGCCUCAUCCCACUGCCAGCUGACCUGCAGUUCCUCAAAGACAGUGAGUGAGGACGGACCUCAGGCUGUCUCUUCGGGUCACACCCAGUGUGAAAAGACGGCAGAUAUAGCACCAGGGCAGACACUGGCCCUCAGGAAUGGCUCCCCCAGAUCCCAGGCCUCUAGGCCCCGUAAACGCAAGCUUCCCCUGCCGUCACGCAGGCAAGGGGAUCCUCUGAUGCUGCCACCUCCCUUAGAGCUGGGGUUCCGGGUCACUGCCGAAGACCUGGACCUGGAGAAGGAGGCGGCAUUCCAGCGCAUCAACAGUGAACUGCGGGCUGAGACCAGGGCCAUCUUGGACUGUAGACCCUCACGGCCUUCCCACACUUUGUCCUCACUUGCAACAGGGGCUUCUGGUCUGCCUGCCAUCUCUAAAGCACCCAGUAUGGAUGCACAGCAGGAGAGACACAAGUCCCAAGACUGCCUGGGCCCAGUGGCCCCCCUAGCUUCUGCUGCAGAGGUCCUCUCUACAGCUCCUGUGUCUGGGAAGAAGCACAGACCACCAGGCCCCCUUUUCUCCUCCUCAGAUACCUGUCCUGCCACCUCUUCCCACUCCCGGGACUCAGCCCAGGUGACCUCGCUGAUUCCUGCCCCCUUCCCAGCUGCAAGCAUGGAUGCGGGCAUCAGAAGAACAAGGCCUGGCACUUCUGCUCCUGCAGCUGCCACAGCAGCCCCUCCCCCCUCCACAUUGAACCCCACGUCGGGGUCACUACUGAAUGGAGUGGAUGGAGGCCCUUCACAUUUCUGGGCCUCAGCCGCAGCUGAAGCAGGUGCCCAGAGGUCAGAAGUCAGAUAUAACAAGAGAUCCCAGACCUCCUGGACGAGCUCGUGCACCACACGAAAUGCCAUCUCGAGUUCCUACAGCUCUACGGGAGGUCUCCCGGGGCUAAAGCAGAAGAGGGGGCCAGCUUCAUCCCACUGCCAGCUAACCCUCAGUUCCUCAAAGACAGUGAGUGAGGACGGACCUCAGGCUGUCUCUUCGGGUCACACCCGGUGUGAAAAGGCGGCAGAUAUAGCACCAGGGCAGACACUCGCCCCCAGGAAUGGCUCCCCCAGAUCCCAGGCCUCUAGGCCCCGUAGACGCAAGUUUCCCCUGCUGCCACGCAGGCGAGGGGAGCCUUUGAUGCUGCCACCUCCCUUAGAGCUGGGGUUCCGGGUCACUGCUGAAGACCUGGACCUGGAGAAGGAGGCGGCAUUCCAGCGCAUCAACAGUGAACUGCAGGCUGAGGCCAAGGCCAUCUCGGACUGCACACAGCCCUGCCAUUUUCAGCCACUUCCACGGUCCUGUGUGUUCUGGAUAUUUUAAAAUAUUGGCUAUAAGCUUGAGCACAUCAGGAUAUGCUGUUUUGCUGUAUGCAGAUGGAGGCAGUGGCCGGAAUGAAUGAACGGCAACAAUUGCUGGCAACCGGCAGAAGCUGAGAGACAGGGAACGGGCUCUUCUCCAGAGCCUCCAGGAGCCAGGCCUUUGAAUACCUCGAAUGUGGGCUUCUGGGAGACCAUGUGUUUCUGUUAUAAGCAGCCCAGUCUCUGGCAGUUUUUACGGCUGCCCCUGGAUGCUCAUCUACACCUGUCUGACAAGGUCAAGCUCCAAGGAAGGGAUUCUCUGCAUAUCUACAUUGUUUGCAGAUUUUACGAUAAUCAUUUAUUCUUGCGUGGCUGAUCAUUGUUAGCCAAUAUAAAUAAAAUAAUAAAGAAAUGACCCACAUUUU